Messenger RNA from Tribolium madens (black flour beetle), 1885 nucleotides. RefSeq names its product ninjurin-A-like. Gene Ontology annotation, biological process: tissue regeneration; cell adhesion. The record is from RefSeq and is a predicted model, not a curated record. The coding region runs from base 684 to 1454 and encodes 256 amino acids. The transcript is spliced from 2 exons. Lineage: Eukaryota; Metazoa; Arthropoda; Insecta; Coleoptera; Tenebrionidae. Gene Ontology annotation, cellular component: membrane.
AGUUGCGACAUUAUAUUACAAUAAAUUUUAUAGACAUAAUAUCAAAAAAAUGUAUUAACAAAUGUUAUGUAGGCAUUUAUUAAAUAAUUGAUUACAAUCAAGUUGUGAUUCUUAUGUUUUUAUUAUUAGCUUACGUGGAAUACGGACUUUUUUUUGUAAAAUUAUUUUCAACCAGUUUUUGAGUAUUUGAGGUCAUUAACUCAAUUUGUUUCGUCACACUACAGCCCACCGGCGUUUUCUCCCAUUCUACCUGUCGCGAAGAAUUUCCCGUGACGUAAAAUUAUUCUUCAUCAUUAAAUGAGAAAGUAAGAUUAACGGUAAUAUCAUAAAAUAACUGUGAAAUCCCCAACCAUUUAAUUACUUAACUAACUACUGUCGCAAAAAUGCAGCGCUACUUAACAAUUUUCACGAAUCUCGAGCAAACCAUGCCCGAAAAACCCCUGAUUCUUAUUUUCCUGUUAAAUACAGCUCACAUUUCUUUGUUGUGAGCAAACAAAACCUUGAAUUUCAAAUUAUACCAGUCGAAGCCACCACGAAUUCACUCCGACACGUGAAUCAUAAAUAAACUUGUUGGUAAACCCGCUAAUGCUACGCAAACAGUGAAGCUUUUUAACAUCAACAUCAGUGAGAUUCAUUCAGUUCCAAAUUUACCACGAGACAAGACCAGUGUGUUGGUGCCAGUGAUGAGUUCACAUCAUACAAAUCAUUCCGAUAGAGUGCACACGCGGUCUCCUUUGCCUUCAAGAAGGGAUCGAAGGGAGGCUGAUGUGUCCCCGAAUGGGGAAAGAGUGCCUUUAGUGAAAAUACAUGAUGAAAAGCCGCCUUUAGCGGGUCCUGAAACGGAUGAUGAUUUGGACGAUGACCGGGAAACUGUCUCUAAACCGUAUCCAGGAGUGGAUGAUGGAUUUUUUAACGGGGACGGAAAAGAUAAUAGCGGAAACGAGGGAGAUUUUCCGGUAAUUACGUCACGUGCGGGUCCGGAUGGCGGAAGUGAAAACCCGGAUGAAGUUGAUGGUCCUAGAAAACCGGACUCGCAACCCGGAAGAUUUCCCUACGCUCCCAAUUUUGGACCGGAUUUAGAAGUCGGGAGUAUUGUUCCAGAUUUGGAUUCAAUCCCAGAUGUGAAUGUGUACCAACACAAGAAAACUCUAGCUCAAGGAAUGAUGGAUUUAGCUUUAUUCUCAGCUAAUGCCAAUCAAUUGCGAUAUGUUUUGGAAAGUUUUAAUAGACACCCAUACUAUUAUCCCAGUAUAGUUCUGAUCUCAUUUAGCUUAAUUUUUCAAGUCGCUGUUGGCAUAGGACUUAUUUGGAAUUCACGAUACAAUGUAAAAGAUGAUAAACAAAUUUGUAUUGCUAAUAGGAUAAACAAUUUUACCAUUAUUGGAAUAUUUUUAGUAACUGUUAUAAAUGUAUUUAUUUCUGCAUUUGGUGUGGCAAACGCGCCGACAACUUGAAAGAAUUUGAUUUUAUCUUUCUUGUGUUUUUGUACCCUUUUUGUUAUAUUGAAUCGUGAUAUUGAAGUCUGGUAAAAUGUGCUUUACAAGGAAAUUUUAUUUUUCUUACAUUUUAAACUACAUAUUAUUUAUGUUUUGUACUAAGGCAUUUAACAGAAAUGUUUUAGAUUAAGUUUAGUUUUUUUUUAUUUAUUAUUUUUUUAUAUCUUGUCAUACAUAAUAAUAAAAAUAUAUUUUAUUAUAAAAUUGUCCUUAUAGUAUCAUCUCCGAGUUCCUGUUUUGUUUACAGAUAAGUUUAGCAGUUCUAAUGUAAUGUAAAUAUUUUCAAGGAUAAAAACAAUAAUAGCGUGCUACUAAAAUUUAUUGCGGUUUUUUGGUUUCAAUUUGUUAUUAAAUAAAAUUUUAUCGUAAUAAAACUGUUCUAAUUCAUA